UGAUGCCUCGGACAAACUUCUAACCUUCACUUCGUCUGUGUGCGAAUAUCUGCGAUACACUGCUGGUGCUCUUAUAAAUGUCAUAUCUAUCUUCACCCUCAUGGACUGGAAAUUAUAAACUUUUCUUGACCAGCUGAACAGGCAGGAGUAUGGGCAAAUUCCAGUCCAAACUUGCUUCGAGACGUAGACAGAGUCCUGAAGGUGGUAGUUUGGCUUCCAAUGUGCUGACCUGUCAGAGAGAGCUGGAGAGCACCCACAAAACCAAACUGACAGAGAACUUGUACGUAGAAUUGAGGGUGAACAAGUCUAACCAUAACUGCAACCUCCAUGUGCCUCUUCCACAAAAGAAGACACCUGAUGGAGGUAACAGCGUCCACUUCCAGGUCCAUAAACAGACAAAGACGAACAGCCGGGCUGGUGACAUGUCCAGUCUGAUACACUCCAUGUAUGAGGUCCUUGAGGGGUCAAUAAAGCAGCCGUACGGUGACACCACACCCCUGAAGAUAAAACUAGUUGUAACUCCGUCAGCUGACCCAGAGAAGCUCUCAGAAAUAGCGGCAGAGAAGGAGCAGAGUGUGUCUCAGGAGGGAGGAACCUCAGUAAGACGACUUUAUUGCGUGGAUGAAAACAUAGAGCGCAGAAACCACUACCUGGAUCUAGCUGGCAUUGAAAACUAUACCUCCAAGUUUGACAAUACAGAAUCUCCCUCUCAGGAGCCCAGUCAGGGUGGUCACUCUGCUCUUAAGCACCACCCUGUGGUGAUCAGAGAGAACUGCAUCUCCCCUGACUCUCCCAGAGGCCUCUCGAUCCCCCAUUCCCUGAAAAGCAAGGCCAUGUCAGUGGGGAGAGACAGGAAUGGAGUAGAGGGAAAGUCCUGCAGGUUACAUGGUCACCAUCCUGCUUCAUGGUGCCAUCCUUCGCAGUCUCAGCCUGCUGCACACGGCGUCCCCCUGCAACGUGCUCAAAGCAAGAGGCUCCGCUCCAGGGUGCAAGCUGCUGCCUCGCCACUGAGACCCACACCAGGGGGAGAUAGGGACAUAUAUUCCAACCUUCAGCCAUCCUGUAGGGCCCUGGCCUCUCCAGCCCGGAGACAUGAGCACCAUCACCACCAUGAGCACCAUCAUCAUCAUCACCAUCACUACCACCCUUCGUAAAAGCAUUUAAAGCACAUAUAAGACAGGUGAGAAGAGCUGGUAUAGACUAUUGACCUGAAAUGGGGUAGUUUUGGCGGUCAAACUCAGCAGGCCUUUGAAUCACCUCAUGAUAUCGGGAAAGAAACCCUAAAAGAGCACCUACACUAAAUCCAGUAAGGCCAGUUACAUGUUUACUGAAUGCUGCUUUUAUAGACAUGUACAAUGACAGGUUCCUCUCAGGUAAAUUGCCACUUAGCUUUUAAAUUAUUUAAAUGCACAUUUUGUAGAAAUACAUGUAGUUUGAACAGAGUAAAAUGGUGUAGAAAUUAAUAUACAGUAUGUUUUUAAUGUAACAGCAUUUAUUCUGACAGGCCUGGCCAAAUAUGUGUAUCAUUAAACACAAAUUUAGAGAUUCAGUGUGUACGAUUUAGGGGCAUUUCAUGGCAUCUAGUGGUGAGGAUUGCAAAUUGCAGCCGGCUGAAAUGUCUCCCGCUUAGAAUUCCUUCAGUGGUCAUUGUUCAGGAGGUUUUUGUCUUGAGCUAAUUAUCUGCAGAGGUCUCUUCCUCUCCGAAACAAACAGAACUGGUGAUUAAAACCAGUAAAAGCACUGAAUAAAGCAGUUUACAUUACAAACCAGUGUGUCUUCGAUGUUGUUUGGCUCGUCACAAUAUUGGGCGGUACCCCAGCACCUGCUAAUGUGUGCUUAGCUAUUUUCUCUUAUAACUUAAGGCCCAGAUGUUCAGGAGGUUUUUACUGUGAGCUGAUUUAUCAGCAGAGUUCUCCUCCUCUCCAAAACAAACAGACCUGGUGAUAAAAAUCAGCGCUGCCUAAAGCAUUUCGAUGUUAAAAAACAGUAGUGUUCCAACGCUCUCGUCGUGGAGGGACUGCUUACUAUGGUGGCCAAUGCAAAAACAAGGCCCUAUCUAGAGCCAGUGUUUGGUUUGUCCACUCUGAAACAUGGCGUUGCAACAUGGCGAUCUCUGUGGACAAGGACCCGCUCCCUAUGCAGAUGUAAACGGCUCAUUCUAAGGUGCUGAAAAAAACAAUUUUUAUUUUAAGGUGAUUAUACACUAAAGACAUACUUAAUAUAUCACAUUUCAUUUCUGCCAAUAUAUCACCCUAAAUCCUGCACACUGGACCUUUAAUGACAAGUAAUUUCUCAGUUGCUAGUUUGACAGAGAUCAUUAAAGACUGGAUAAGAUUUUAAACAUCUAGUCCUAUGUGCUUAAAAUGGCAGUGAAUAACUUCUUAGUUGAUAGUUCAUAUUACAAUAACUGUCACUCAAAGUCCAGGCUUUGUUUACUUGUUUUCCUUUCAACACAACUCCUACUCAACUUUAUCUAUGUAGCACUUUUUUUUUACUAUCAUGCAGCCCAAAAUGUUUUUCAUAGCAAAAUUAAAACAAUUGCAUGAAUAUAAUGUUAAAACAACAAACACCUGUUGUUUCUUAUUGUAGUUUUCCACAGAAGUGGAAUUAAACAGACACGUUGAAAUAUGUUCAGCACAGUGAGCUUAGCAGAAUACAAACAACAGUAAAUAUCAGGUUGUUUUAGAUGUUCUUUCAUCUGGGAGAAAGCCAUCAUGGUAAAUGCAUGUCUCCGCCGACAGAAGCCUCAAUAGACCAUAAUGCACUGUUACCAUGUGACAUGUAAGUCGAUCCUGAUAAAAGCACUUUUCUGAGGCAGAAAAAGUAGAUGCACCAAAAU
Epinephelus fuscoguttatus (brown-marbled grouper) is the source of this 2839-nucleotide messenger RNA. Its product is annotated as protein naked cuticle homolog 2. Gene Ontology annotation, cellular component: cytoplasm. Gene Ontology annotation, biological process: negative regulation of Wnt signaling pathway. The record is from RefSeq and is a predicted model, not a curated record. NCBI's taxonomy places the organism in Eukaryota, Metazoa, Chordata, Actinopteri, Perciformes, Serranidae. The coding region runs from base 150 to 1154 and encodes 334 amino acids. Gene Ontology annotation, molecular function: calcium ion binding. The transcript has 8 exons.